UUCAGCAUAGGGGAGAUUCGUUAUGAUGGGAAACAGAACCAGUCGUGUCCAGGGUCUCUCAGUCCUUCUCAAGUGCUUACCGACAGACACAUGACAUCUGGAUCGGCACCCAGAGAGGCUUUAGCUCGAACCCCGCCAGCUGUUGGCAGUUUGUGGAGCCAGUUAUGUAAGCCUGACCCGCUCUCCUUUCUGCCUCACGCCAUGCUGUGCACUUUAUCAGAGCACCGUUCUCAAUAGUGGUCCUGUGGUGUUGCCUCCAUAAACUACAAGGGCCUUUUCCGCUCCGCCAUCCAUCUUCCACAGCUGAAAAAGCUAAGCUGCCCUCAAUUGUUGAUUGCCGAGAAAGAAAACAUUCUUCGAUGUGCUGCACCACACAGCAGAACGUCAGAAGACUGAAAGAUUGCCCCCCGUCUUAUCUGCAUGUCCACUGUGGACAUACACGCAUGCAUUCCAGUGCAUUUGUGAAUGGCCGCCAUUGUUUCCGCUUUCUUUGAGGCAUCGAGCAGCUGGGUCUGCCAGCACCUCCCUUGGCAGCACGCCAAGACACGCCCCUGCUCGAUCGCCCACGCGGCAGCGAAGCUGCAGGCGAUCGCUCAUCAGCGCACCUGGGAUUAAUGAGAGGGAACAGCAUAAAGACCAGCGGACACUAGGAACCUUUGCCGGAACGUAGUUUCACUCUCGCAUUUAUUCCCCGUCUUCCAUGAUCAAGUUGUACAUCUCGACUUCCAUCUGGUUUCCUGACUGCCUUCCCCGAUCCUUGACCCCUGCUUGGACACGGACAUCGUUGCUUCUCUCCUGCCCCCGACCGCUUGCCUUCCCACGGACCGCCUUGCCCCCUUGGUUCCACGAAAGAUACAUCCAACCCGCACAGACAACAAAGCCUGUUCUGCGGUGGUGUCGUCUACUUCCACGGCCGUACACAACAAAAUGAUGACGAGGAAAAAUGGCCCUCACUCCAGUCCAAGGGAGCAGAGUCGAAGAAUGCACACGUUUGCUGUUAUCACUUCGUUAAAGUAUAAAACAGCAGGGCAUCUCUUUGUUCGACGCCGGUCAACGCGCCAUCUUUAAUAUCAACACUGACGCCAGAAGCACCACCUUGUUUGGCCUCCCGCAUCUGUCAUGAUGAUGACAUCUGCACUGCUUAAGAGGACAAGAAAGACAGAAGACAGACAAUGAGUGAUGAAACAGCCACUAAAGACUUCCUCUUUAAGUUCUUGGUGAUUGGCAGCGCCGGGACGGGGAAAUCCUGCCUCCUCCAUCAAUUCAUUGAGAACAAAUUCAAACAGGACUCCAACCACACCAUCGGAGUAGAGUUUGGUUCCAGAGUGGUCAAUGUCUCUGGGAAGACGGUCAAGCUGCAGAUCUGGGACACUGCUGGGCAGGAGCGGUUCCGUUCUGUGACACGCAGCUACUACCGCGGAGCAGCAGGAGCGCUUUUGGUCUAUGAUAUAACCAGCCGAGAGACGUACAACGCGCUGACCAACUGGCUGACGGACGCACGCACGCUAGCGAGCCCCAACAUCGUUAUCAUUCUGUGUGGCAACAAGAAGGACCUGGAGGCAGAGCGAGAGGUCACAUUCCUGGAGGCCUCGCGCUUUGCUCAGGAGAACGAGUUGAUGUUCUUGGAGACCAGCGCUCUGACGGGGGAGAAUGUGGAGGAGGGUUUCCUCAAGUGCGCGCGCACCAUCCUCAACAAGAUAGACUCGGGUGAGCUGGAUCCAGAGAGGAUGGGCUCAGGCAUCCAGUACGGGGACGCGUCACUGCGGCAGCUGCGACAGCCGAGAGGCAGCACGGCACAGAACAAGCAGCAGUGCAGCUGCUAGGAACGUGGCCCCCUCCCUUAAAGACCUCCCAUACAGGUCAGUGUUACUGCUCCAGUUGUUUUGGGGUGUCCACACCUCACAGCACCUGGAUGAGUGGAAAUCACUGACCUUUGACCCUCCGGUAAGACUUAUUUAUGCGUGCCGACACACGCAGGGAUUGUUCGGUCCUUACCAGAUCGUAGUGGACACGUCUAGGCGCUGUGUAUUCAUGUUUUUUAUUUCAUACAUGCGCUCCUUGUUCUGGUUUUAUAACAUUUGCACUGCUUUUUGUCCCUAAAUUAUUGUUAUUGCCUUUUUUUUUUUUUUUGUCUUUUAAGCAUUUAAAUAUUCACUGUGGCUUUCCAGUGUCCAAAUGCUACACAGCAAAUGUUUGGAGGAGGUUUAAGAAGGUGUCUCAUAGCUAAUUCCCACCUCGCCAUCCUAAAUGCACUUUUAGCGGGACUGCUGGCCUUAAUAAAAUGCACCUUGGUGGAUGAACGUC
Nerophis lumbriciformis (worm pipefish) is the source of this 2304-nucleotide messenger RNA. RefSeq names its product RAB4B, member RAS oncogene family (gene rab4b). Gene Ontology annotation, biological process: Rab protein signal transduction. NCBI's taxonomy places the organism in Eukaryota, Metazoa, Chordata, Actinopteri, Syngnathiformes, Syngnathidae. Gene Ontology annotation, molecular function: GTP binding; GTPase activity. The record is from RefSeq and is a predicted model, not a curated record.